AUGGCUCCCACUCAGCAAGUUGCCCUGGUCGUCGGUGCUUCUCGAGGCAUUGGCCGACAGGUAGCUAUUGACCUAGCAAAGAACGGCUAUGCAGUUGUGGUAGCCGCAAAAUCGACGAGCAAUGCGUACGCAGUGACGCCGUUCCCGCCAGAUCCCAAUUCGCCGCAGUCGACCAUCAGCACAGUCGAGCGCGAGAUUCGAGAGGCGGGGGGUCAGGCAACUGCCAUCCCUGUUGAUACAAGAGAUUUCAAGAGCGUGCAGGAAAUGGUGGAGGGCGCCAUCAAGGCGUAUGGUCGUGUCGAUGUCCUCGUGUACAACUCGGGCGCGAUAUGGUGGGCGUCAGUGGAGAAUACGCCCAUGAAGAGAUUCCAGCUCAUGCAGCGUGUCAACCCUGAGGGCCUUUAUGGCACGGUCCAGGCUCUUCUCCCACACUUCAAGAACAAUGGUUGGAAAGGGCGGAUAAUCGUCGUCAGCCCACCUAUCUAUUCUCGAUUUUUCCGAGGAAAGACCGCAUAUGCGAUGGGGAAGGUUGGAAUGAGCGUCCUGACCAAGGGUCUAGCCAUGGAUUUUGAGAGGGAGAAGAGGGAUGAGAUGGCUAUAACAAGCAUCUGGCCUGCUGCGUCCAUUGAAUCUGCAGCAACAGCCGCAAUGACCAAGGAAGAUCCAAGUACCAAGAAGGAUCUUAGAAAACCGACCAUUUACUCGGAUGCCAUCCUGGCAAUGUUGCGUGCGCCGGCAAAGACCGUGAAUGGGCUCCUCGCGUUGGACGAGGACUUCCUGCGCGAAUAUACUGGCAUGACAGAUUUCUCGAAGUAUUCCGUUGUGGAAGGGGCGGUGCCUAGGAGAAUCAUGCCGGCCCGUUUGCCCGACUUGACCGUAGCGGAACAGGCGGAUGAAGGUCGAAGAACGGAUAGUAUUAAGAUGAGAGCUUCUAAGCUGUGA
This is a messenger RNA of Amorphotheca resinae ATCC 22711, 942 nucleotides long. RefSeq lists its product as hypothetical. Bases 1 to 942 code for a protein of 313 amino acids. NCBI's taxonomy places the organism in Eukaryota, Fungi, Ascomycota, Leotiomycetes, Helotiales, Amorphothecaceae. The transcript has 4 exons. The record is from RefSeq and is a predicted model, not a curated record. Gene Ontology annotation, molecular function: oxidoreductase activity.